AUGUCUAAAGUUUCCCUCAAUAAUGUGGCAUCGAACCCUCGAGUAAACCGGCUGAGGACAUUUUCAAGAACGGAAAGCGAGACUUCGUGCGAGGAGGCGGCGCGGCUGACAGCGGAGGGCGCUGGAGAUGACGACGACGAGGCCUACGAUUACGGGGAAUUACCGCCCCCACCGGACGGCGGCUACGGAUGGGUGGUCGUGUUCGCGUCGUUCAUGUGCAACCUGGUCGUGGACGGGAUCGCGUACACCUUCGGCAUAUUCCUGCCAGAGCUGGUGACGUACUUCGGCGAGGGCAAGGGCACGGUCGCGUGGGUCGGCAGCCUGCUGUCGGGGGUCUAUCUUGCCGCUGGGCCGGUGGUGUCAGCGCUAUGCAACAAAUACGGUUGUCGGGCGGUAUGCGUCGCCGGCUCACUGGUGGCGACAGCCGCUUUCGCCCUGUCCACCCUCAGCAAGAGUGUUACUAUGAUGAUGAUCACGUACGGAGUAAUAGGGGGGAUAGGUUUCGGGAUGAUCUAUCUACCGUCGGUGGUAGCGGUUGGCUAUUACUUCGAGACCCGUCGCUCUCUGGCAACUGGCAUUGCCGUGUGCGGCUCCGGCGUCGGCACGUUCAGCUUCGCGCCGCUGGCGGCCAUCUUGCUCAGGGAGUUCGGCUCGUGGCAAAACGCUAACCUGCUGCUCGCUGGGCUGAUAUUGAACUGUGCGGUGUUUGGCGCCCUCAUGCGCCCUUUAGUGUAUCCAAAAACAUCGGGCGAAAAGCCCCUGUUGCAACGAAUGGCGGAAGAGAAAAGACUGCAGAUGGAGAGAGGCUCGAUCGGAGGCUCAUACUUCGUGGUACAAUUACCUGAUGGCACCAUGGAGAAGAGAUUAAAGGCGCCAUUGAACAUCGACCCCGGCGUGCACUCGUCUCUGAACCUAGAGGCGCUGGCGCGGGUGCCCACUGUGCCCAACAUGCCCGGGGUGCCCACUGUGCCCACGCUGCCCACCAUAACCGAGGCGAGAGUGGUCGAGGUCGAGAACGCAGAAAAGAAGAAGGUGCAGAAGGAGAACGGCGCUGGCGGGCAGCAGAUGUCGCGGAACGUGUCCUCGCCCGCGUUCAGCGCCCAGGCGCCGGGGCUGCCCAAGAACGGCUCCGUGCCCUUCUUCGACCGGCAGCGAAAGCAGAGCACCGGCGAUAGAUUCAAACCGUCCUUAGCAGCUAUUAAAGCCACGUCCAAGACUUCGAUGGCCAGCCAGCACAGAAGUGCAUACGACGGCGACGCGGAGGGCGGCGUGUACAACUCGAAGCUGUCGGUGGCGGCGGGCCGCGAGCCGGCGCGCAUGGUGCGCCCGAUGUCGCGCAAGGACAUCUUCUACUCGGGCUCGGUGCUCAACCUGCCGCAGUACCAGAGCCAGAAGUCGCUGCAGGGCUACCGCAACUCGGUGCUCAGCCUGCCGCUCAGCCGACAGACGGGCGACGCCGAGCGGCGGGAGCAGUACGACCUGUGCCCUUGCCUCUCGCUGCCGGAGUCGUUCAAGUCGGCGCUCUCGUCGAUGCUGGACGUGAGCCUCCUCCGCGACCCCGCCUUCAUGCUGAUCGGCGUGUCCAACGUGUUCGGCAUGGCCGGCCUCUACGUGCCCUUCGUGUACAUCGUCGACGCGGCCUGCCUCAACGGCGUGGAGGCGUCGCAGGCUUCGUUCCUGCUCUCGAUCAUCGGCAUCACGAACACGUUCGGACGGAUCGCGUGCGGCGCCGUGGCCGACCUGCCUCGCGUCGACUCGCUGCUGCUCAACAACAUAUGCCUCGUCAUCGCCACGAUAUCAGUUGCACUCACGCCUUUUUGCUACACAUACGGCGCCUACGUGGCAGUCGCUAUUGCGUUCGGAAUUGCCAUCUCCGGCUACAUAUCGCUGACGUCGAUCAUCCUCGUGGACCUGCUGGGGCUGGACAAGCUGACGAACGCGUUCGGGCUGCUCAUACUGUUCCGCGGCGCGGCCGCCAUAAUCGGGUCCCCGCUCGCCGGCGCCGUCUACGACGCCACCAAGAACUACGACGCCUCCUUCUACAUGGCGGCCGCUUUCUUCUUGGCCUCCACGCUCACUUCCUUCGCCGCACCCAUGUUCCGCAGGAAACCGGAGGAGGCGCCGCAGCCGCUGGACGUGCUCACCCCGAUCGACGAGGACCUGGAGGAGGGCGAGGAGGAGGACCCCGACGACACGCCGAUCACGAUGGGCGCGCACAUCGGCCGCGCGCCCGCCAUCACGCACACCGCCGCCUCGCCCUCCGACCCGCCCAGCCCCCCCGAGGACCAGCCGCAGCGCGAAAGUGUGCUA
Iphiclides podalirius (scarce swallowtail) is the source of this 2310-nucleotide messenger RNA. Lineage: Eukaryota; Metazoa; Arthropoda; Insecta; Lepidoptera; Papilionidae. The record is from the annotation of a GenBank genome assembly.